AUGGCUUUGACGGUCUGCAGCCCCAAAGAACAACGACCUCUCAGAGCUUGGGAAGGCGUGCCUUCGGAAGAAGGUGUCAGCACUCGUCAUCGCUUUGCAGGUUCGGAGUCAGCUCUAUCAACUGGCCAGCAAAACUCUUCCUGGAAGAUAUCAUCUACCAAAAAGAACAAGCUGCGGACUGUUCAGCAAGAGUCGUUCAAGGAAGUUCAGAACUCAGGCCUCAUACCUAGAGGUCCAAAGGAAGACAAGAAGCAUUCUAGGGAUGUUGAUGUGGGAGGGUCUGACAGCAGAUUAUCUGUUUCAAGCAAGCAGCAAUCUCGUCCUCAUCUUAACGUAGUUACAACUUGUGAAGAUAAUGUCUCUCACAGAUCGACCACUGUUACCGCUUGUGAACGGUCCACCAGUACAUCAGCCAUGGAAAAUGGCUUCCAUGUAGACAAAGAUGUUGAAGAACUACAGCUGCAGACAAUCAAAACCGCUCCGCAUGGUCAGGAGCUGCUUUCCACUUCUGGGUCGCCCAAACAAACGUCGAUGAGAUCGUCGUGGCAACAAUAUCGGGCCACUGUUCCUGUGUUUGACCCUGUCUUGCCAGCACAGAUGCCAGCAGAACCCUCUUUUCACACGAAAUAUCACGACAACGAAAUUUUGUUGAGCAACAACUUCGAGGGCAUUCUUACUUUGCACCCCAUUCUCAUAAACAGUAACGAGGAGAUGGCUUCAAACUCAGCUAUCACCAUGAGCAAUGCACAGGAGGCGAUUAAUCAGCUAAGGGCUGCCAACGAGGAUCUUAUGUCAGCGACCAAGUACUAUCGCCUGCUGUCAGAGAUCACCAUGAAGGCUGCUGCACUUCGUCGUGGAUAUACACGCACAGCAAUCCAGCCAGCUAACCUCAAUCCGGAACAACGCCGUCUGCACCAGGUAAUCAUCUCAGAUGGCCUGACAAUGCCAAAUUCUGCUUUGGAGCGUGCCGAGGUUCUGGCCAAUGUCAUCAAGCUUCAUCUCAACUGGGAAGUGGAGAAUCUCAAAAACGGGGUGAAUGCAUCAGCUUCUCUCAACAGCUUCGUCGGAUUUGCUGGGCUCUUCAUACCACAGGUUCGAGACUUGGCUCUGGCGGAUUACGUUGGUGGAGAAGAUACGAUACGUGUACGCUUUAACAUAGCUACCGUUGCCACGAACCUCUUACGCUGGAUCGUGGAAAUGUGUGUCUCGAUGGCCGAGCACCAUGCACCGAUGUACCAAUCAUAUCACGCCGUUCGAUGGUACGAGGAGGGACUGAAGGCCUUGAGGUCUAUUGACUCAUGCUUGGAAGCUGUUUGUAUGAACAAAAUGGCGGCAUUCCCCGAAGCGAAGAGGCCAGCGUCUGACACCGAACUGCCUGGGAUGUUUUCACCUCGCAUUCUGAAUUGGGUGAGCUCGAAGCUGGACUGGGUGAACAAAAUGGCGGAUAAGCUACAGAGCAAGGCUCCCAUGGUGCCAGGUCCAGAUGGUAGCUUGGAGGUACCCUUUGGCCGAACGAGACAGGCAUUGGAGGACCACCUUCUUCGCGGACAACGCUGGCCGGCAGUUUGA
Molecule: messenger RNA, 1569 nt
Organism: Endocarpon pusillum Z07020
Lineage: Eukaryota; Fungi; Ascomycota; Eurotiomycetes; Verrucariales; Verrucariaceae
Exons: 2
Coding region: 1-1569 (522 amino acids)
Source: RefSeq, a predicted model, not a curated record